GUGUUUCUGAACGUCUACAUUGGUCUGCUUGGAGAGCUUUAUGGCCGGGCCGUGCAGAGAAAGAGUCAGCUCUACAAUCAUUACUUGGCAUCCUAUGCCUACCGGAACCUCGCCCGAUGGUGCCGUUUGAGCUGUGAGACGUGUAGAGGCGAA
Symbiodinium necroappetens is the source of this 153-nucleotide messenger RNA. Lineage: Eukaryota; Dinophyceae; Suessiales; Symbiodiniaceae. The record is from the annotation of a GenBank genome assembly.